AUAAGAAAGCUCUCCCUCUCUCUCUGUCUCAUUUUUAUUUUUCCCUUUCUGUCUUUUUUGUUUUCUUGUUACCUCCCUCCCUCUAUUCUUGCAUGCUUCAAACACAAAGCACGAAGCACUCGCACCUCAUUGAUUACCAUAAAAAGGUUCUUCCUUGCAUGAUGUGCCUCGCUGUUAGUGCCCUCGUCGUCUCAUGAAGCCUGUGCAUUGAAGACGAUGGGUCCUGGGAGAAACCUGAGGAAGAAGAGAAAGAGAGAGAAUAUGAAGAAGAAGAAGAGUGAAGCAGCUUCUGGGUCUUCUCAGUCUGGAGAUUGGUUUGAUGAGUUCUGCAAGAGAGGCAAUGGUCAUUUUCCUUCAAAGAAUGGACUGGAAGAGUUCCAAUCCAUCUUCGGAAUUUCCAAGAGAACCUUCGAUUACGUGUGUUCGCUUGUAAAGGAAGAUAUUAUGGCCAAGCCAGCUAACUUAGUGUUCAGAAAUGGCAGCCCUUUAUCUUUACAUGACCAAGUAGCUGUAGCUUUGAGAAGGCUGAGCUCUGGAGAUUCGCUCAUAGCUGUAGGAGAUUCAUUAGGCCUGAGCCACUCAACCGUGUCCCAAGCUACUUGGCGUUUUAUUGAAGCCAUGGAAGAGAGGGCAAGUCAUCAUCUACUUUGGCCCUCCACUACAAUGGAAAUGGCAAACACAAAAUCCAAGUUUGAGAAGAUGUGUGGCUUGCCUAAUUGCUGCGGUGCCAUUGCUUUUACCCGCAUCUGGAUGAACUUGUCCACAUCGGACCCCAAUAGUAUCUUGUGGCUCGAUCACGAGAAGCGUUACAGUAUGGUCUUGCAAGCGAUAGUGGACCCGGAUAUGAGAUUUCAAGACAUAGUCACUGGAUGGCCAGGGGGCAAAAUGAACAGAUGGUCGGUCUUUCAGAAUUCAGGCUUCUAUCAACUGUGCAACCAGGGAGAGAGAUUGAAUGGGAACGCAUUAGAGCUUUUGGACGGAUCAAAGGUUAGGGAAUAUGUUGUCGGGGAUUCAGGCUAUCAGUUGCUUCCUUAUCUCAUCACGCCAUAUGAAGGGAAAGAAUUUUCCGGACCGAGAUCCGAGUUCAACAGACGGCUCAUGGCAGCUGCAGGGGUGGCAGAGAGGGCACUCACAAGGUUGAAGGACUCUUGGCGGAUCAUACGUGGAGUCAUGUGGAGACCCGACAGACAGAGGUUGCCGAGGAUUAUUCUGGUUUGUUGCCUUCUUCACAAUAUCGUCAUUGACAUGGAAGAUGAAGUCCAGGACAAGACAACAGUAUCUUGCCCUCAUGAGUCGGGAUGUCCCCAGCAAACAUGUGGAGUAGGCGACAUGAAAGGUGCAUCUCUGAGAGAUAGACUGUGUCUUCACCUGUCUGGAGGCCCUCCACCAUAAAUCUCUUCACUCAAUCCACGAGGCCGAGUCCCCCUAGUUCCAAAUUGUUCGUUCCCGGUUAUGAUAUUGUAAGUUCGGGCAUAGAGGCGGGAUCGCUUUUAAACUGAGAUUAUAGAGAUAAAAUCAGAUUUGUGCUUGAUUGUUC
Molecule: messenger RNA, 1537 nt
Organism: Rhodamnia argentea
Lineage: Eukaryota; Viridiplantae; Streptophyta; Magnoliopsida; Myrtales; Myrtaceae
Product: protein ALP1-like
Exons: 3
Coding region: 217-1392 (391 amino acids)
Source: RefSeq, a predicted model, not a curated record